Molecule: messenger RNA, 2667 nt
Organism: Penicillium riverlandense
Lineage: Eukaryota; Fungi; Ascomycota; Eurotiomycetes; Eurotiales; Aspergillaceae
Product: Zn(II)2Cys6 transcription factor
Exons: 6
Coding region: 1-2667 (888 amino acids)
Biological process (GO): DNA-templated transcription; regulation of DNA-templated transcription
Cellular component (GO): nucleus
Molecular function (GO): transcription cis-regulatory region binding; DNA-binding transcription factor activity, RNA polymerase II-specific; zinc ion binding
Source: RefSeq, a predicted model, not a curated record
AUGCCUAUCAGUACAGAGUUGAUCAGCAUGUUGUCACCCGCGCGUCCCUGCUCGGCAGAUGGCGACGACGCGUCGGACCUUGCUCGAGUGCGUGGUGACGGUGACGACGAUCGAGGCGAGCCCCCGAGAAGCAAGAGGGCGCGAACACAAGAGCGUAGAGCGAUGCAGGCAUGCUUUCGAUGUCGCAAACAAAAGCUACGCUGUCUUGGUGGCCGGCCAUGCGUAAGAUGCGUCAAGGCGAACAAAGAAUGUGAUUUCGGCAAAGGGAACGCGGGCAACAUCGCUCACCCUCCGAAUGUCACCUUUGGCACUGCACAACAACACGAACAACAGCAUCAACAAGAGCGUAGAGCGAUGCAGGCAUGCUUUCGAUGUCGCAAACAGAAGCUACGCUGUCUUGGUGGCCGGCCAUGCGUAAGAUGCGUCAAGGCGAAGAAAGAAUGUGAUUUCGGCAAACCGGGACAAGCGUCCGCCGCCCCGAACUCAAGCACAACCACGAACGGGAAGGUGGUUGAGGAUGGAGAUGGGGUGGCGGCUAGAGCUAGAUUGGAGUACCUGGAAAGCCGCGUCGCCAACCCGUUGGCUGGUCUACACGAGCCCGGCGCCAGCGGGACCGAUCUUCUGCCUGCUCCUACCGCAGCUCCGGCCCGGACUCCUGCUACAGCUCCAUCUAUAGCCCCGCUCGCCGCUCCAGUGGUAGCCCCCGUCACGGCUCCUGCUCCUGCUGCUACACCUGCUCUGCUCUCCACGUCCGGUCCUCCAAUGACCCAGGGGCUAGGGCAGGUGAGGUUUGGCAAUUCGCCAGAAGUCAACUUGAUCUCGCCGCAUUCCUAUUCCAGCCGACCCGAGACAAUAUCGCCAUCAAGAGAAUACGGCGCAGGGGGGAGCGGAAAGCACAAGGAUAACGAGGAGGAGGCCAAGGAGAGGCUGGCUUCGGCCACCAGGGAUGGAUUUGAGCCCCCAUUUCAGGCGCUGGUAUACCAGCCAUCGGUCUGGGAGAACCGGGAAGGAUCAAAGCGGAGCUCGCCUCUCCCUGAUGAACCAGUGCACCCUGCGCGCAUGCCACUAUGGGGCGUACGAGACGAACCAGUCACCUCGGGUGUGAUCGACCUUGACACGGCCAGAACCUUGUACACAUUUUUUAUGAAUCACUGCCACCCCUUUUUGCCCAUUGUCGACAUCACCCUUCCCGACCCAUUUACCUCAGUCCAGCGCUAUCCAUCACUCUUCUCCGCAAUCUUGGCAAUCUCCGCCCGGUUCUACCUCCGUCACUCGACCACAUCGCACACUAUCGACUCUUAUGUCCCAGCGGCCCUCGCCGAUAUAGCCGAAUCUCACCUCGCCCAUACCUUGCUCCGGAAAAAGCAUACCUUGGCCGACGUGCAGGCCAUCUUGCUGCUUGCGGCUUGGGGAUUACAGAGUGGUGGAAAGGGGCCAGACGCGUGGGUCUUGACGGGGCAUGCGGCGCGUGUGUCUAGGAGGCUGGGGAUACAUCGGGCCGUUGGGCAGGCUGUGGCUGCUACCAAGAGGGACGGCUCACAGCUCGAGGCUCCGGUUGAUGAGGUGGAUGCGGCCGUGCGGCGACAAUGGAGGACGUGCUUCGAUUCCUUCCUUUCAUUCGGGUUCGGUCGACCUCAAUCAACCCAGUUCGAGUCCAUUGACGACCAAGCUUUCCUCAAAGCCCGCUUAUCUCAUCCGCUCCCCCGGCCAGGCACUCCAGCCAGCUUGUCGCUAUAUGGCGACGCGUAUAUUGCAGCGACGGCUCGAUUGGGUCAUAUCGCUCGAUCAUUCGUCUUGUGGGUAGAGGAGCAAGCGCCAGUUGGGUCUCCGAACGGCCAGUCUUUGUUGUCGAUGUUGUCGAAUCUGAACGGAAGGUUGGACGACUGGUGCAAGCUCUGGGUCUGGUCCGGAUCGUCCCAUGCGCUUUAUCUCGGCGCGUCAGCACGUAUAGCCCGACUGCAGGCCGAGCACCUUCGCCUGAGCAUCAAUGCCAUGGCUCUCCGCUCGUCGACCCACAGCGACGGUCACGAGAGCAGCGUCACAUACCUUCGCAAAGCGCUCAACGCAGCGAAGAGCACUAUCCAAACACAUUUCGAAUCGAGUCAGACCGAUAUCGCUCUGAGCUUUGCUACGGACUACAUGACCAUGGCCUUUGCCCAAGCUGCAGUCUUUCUGAUCCGCUUGACAAAGGCAUCCCCCCUCGUCCAGGAGGUAGUCUCGCUCGACCCCGCGGUCGUCAGCCAUUACCUCACCAUGUCGGUCGACCUGCUCGAACUGGGCGACAUGUCGGAAACGCGCUUGUCGACCUACUUUGCACGGACUAUCCGAGGAAUUUCGCGUGCCGCAGGACUCGCUAUCCGUCCUGACGAUUCCACGACCACAGCCGGUGUGGCUGGGGACGGACUAGGAGAUCAGCCUCAUGUACCCGAGCAGUCAACGUCGCUGGUAAGCGCGGAUGGUGCAGGCGACGGCGGACUCUACGACGCCGAUACGUUCUGGGCGGGACAUGAUCCCUUCGACUUGAGCUGCGUGCUCGGCCUGUCGGGUGGUGGUGUGGCGCAGGAUACGGAGUGGCUCGAACCGGCUCUGGGGAAUCUGGGGUCCUUCACUCAACCUACAACGCCUUGGUGGAAUAUGAUCUUUGGAACCGGGGAAGGAUCUGUCUGA